AUGAGCCGUCCAAUCAUCCAGCGUUCUGCUAAGAAAAUACCAGUCAAGGUGGAGAGCGACUCUGCUCCUGCUCCGACCCUUGAUCUUGAUGUCGGUUCCGGAGUAGUUCAACGUGCACCAAAGAAGAAGCCCGCUAUCGGCGGCAGCGGCAAGCCUUCUGUCCGAAAGGCGCCUGCUGUAUCUGCUAGUGAUCCGAGCAAGAUCAUUCCAGUCAAGCUUGCCUUUGGCACCUCCGAUGAUGAGGGUGAACAUAAGCCAUCGACAGCGGCAGUUUUAGUUGAGAAAAAGAAAGCUAUCCGUGUUCGGCGACCAAGUCAGAAGGCGGCAGAGAUGUCUUUACGGGAGGUGGGAGGCAACGAUACCAGUACCCCUGUCAAGGUCAUAAAGAAGAAACCCGCUGUCAUGAAGAAGCCCCCCAGUAAGGCCUCUCCAACAAAAGCCACCGCAUCAUCUGGACCCCAGAUGGAUGUUCUCAAAGCCGAGGUCACUCGUGAUCUUCCCAUCACAGUCAAGGUGGAGGAGGAGAUUGAACCCAUCGUCAUGGUUGCCUCACCCCCUACAAACACCCCAAUGACCCCCACCCCUACUUCAAAGGCAAGGGGUAAAGCGAAAGCCCUCGUUGUUAUUUCUGACGAUGACACAACACCGAUGGCUACCCCAGUUAUGAAGCGAAAGCGACAUGUUGACUCGCUAGGUGAUGUCACACCUGGGACACCCAAGACACUAUUACCAACGUCACCUAGUACUACUAAACGCCUAAAACGAGCAACUGUCGUUGUUGAUGAUAGCGACGAGGAGGUUCAGGAUGUUGGCCGUGGUCAGAUGUCUGGCAAUGGAAAUGCUGUUACUGUCCGCUCUACUGCUGUUGUACAGACCACUAGGGCAACACUCGCAAUCGACCUUAAUGAUUUUGACAUCAUUAUACGCCCUCUGCUUGUCUACAUCACCGAGUCAGGGCUUGUUGCAAAACUCCGUCCAUGCCAAAUUGUCUCUCGGUACGAGUCAGGGAACACAAACUCUGCACUCCCUAGCUUGUCUUUCACCAUGUCCCACUUGAAGACUGAUUUCCAACGCAUCGUGCUGUAUGAUGCAGUUUGCUUUGAUACUGUUGGUGUAUAUGCCAACCCGUUGUCUGUGAAUCCUGAUUUGAUUAUGGUCGACGGAGGCAAAGCAGUAUUUGCAGAGACCCCUAUACGCGGGUACCCUGUUGUGUAUAUGCUUCCAGUGGCCGUUUCAGAAUGUGACCUCUCGGAGACAGUACAGGUCCAUGCAGGCUCGCCAUCAUUGGGAAAUCAUAAACGCUUGCUGGCUUGGCCAUUUGACGACUACAUGGACAUAUUCUCAGCGCAUCUGGGCACAGUCUUCGGUAAAGACAAGCUGCUGGCAUAUCGUCCUCAAGGAACCCUACAGUUUGCCACAAGGUCAGAUGCAACGUCCCUGUAUUCAUCCCCUAGUCCAUCUCAGACCCCUUCACGCAAUACCCAGAAAGGGUGUGGAUUUGUCUCUCGGAAAGCACCCAGGACCAUGGAGCGGCCGCCAUCCAACACCUCGCGCACUGACAUUCGGUACCCUGCAUGCAAGGAACACCACAACGAAGUACCAAUUUAUGAUGGGCGCCGCAAUGAUAAGAAGGACCGAGAUGGGUUUUUAAUGGAUGCUGAAGGUCUUGCCGACAGUCUCUCAGAUCUUGCUGAAGGACGCCUUCCACGUUACCUCAACUCCAUCACAGACAACAAUGUUCCCUCAUCAGGGCCAGAUGAGUAUUAUGUGGUGCUGGUGGGCUUUACUGCAAGCGCGUACAAACCAGCCAAGGCGGACGACAUGGAUCUUGAUCCCCGGCAAAUAUCACUCAACGCCAUGUUUCUCAUCAUCCUUGGGCACUGUGUGGUGCCUGGGUCGUCAUCCCCCACCUCAUCCUCUCCCACAAAGCAGCAGUUCUUGCUGUCGCCAGUGACAGAUGAGAUCACCCCCAUGUACAUCUCAAGCCUUCAGUCACAGCUCUAUGGUCCUCCCGAUUACGUUGAUGUCUCUGGUCCUACAGAUGACCACACCUAUGCUUUGACAUAUGUUGACGAUGAGGCAGAAGAGGAAGAUGACGAACAGGCAGAGGAAGAAGAAGAAGAAGAGGAUUUCCAGCAGGAGGGGGAGGUGACAACGACGAACACUAUCUUGGAAGAAGACGCUGGGAAGGAGGAGGAGGAAGAUGAUGAUGAAGGGGUGGAGGAGGAGUUUGAGUUUGUGGAAGAAGAAGACGCUGAGGAGGAGGCGUAA
Pleurotus ostreatus (oyster mushroom) is the source of this 2271-nucleotide messenger RNA. RefSeq lists its product as uncharacterized. The record is from RefSeq and is a predicted model, not a curated record. The transcript is spliced from 12 exons. Lineage: Eukaryota; Fungi; Basidiomycota; Agaricomycetes; Agaricales; Pleurotaceae. Bases 1 to 2271 code for a protein of 756 amino acids.